This is a messenger RNA of Lasiodiplodia theobromae, 930 nucleotides long. RefSeq names its product Thiopurine S-methyltransferase. The transcript is spliced from 2 exons. Gene Ontology annotation, molecular function: S-adenosylmethionine-dependent methyltransferase activity. The record is from RefSeq and is a predicted model, not a curated record. The coding region runs from base 1 to 930 and encodes 309 amino acids. Lineage: Eukaryota; Fungi; Ascomycota; Dothideomycetes; Botryosphaeriales; Botryosphaeriaceae.
AUGCAGCCCGAGCCUUCCGGCCGCGCUAGCCCUCCACCGGGCAAAUUCAACCAACAUCCCACCGACGCCCGCGAGCGAUUGCGCACUCAUUUCGGUAGCACCGAAGCCAGGGACCAGGGUGCACGUUGGGACGACCUGUGGAAAGAGGGCGACUUCCUGCCUUGGGACAAAGGCUUCCCCAACCCGGCGUUGCGCGAGCUGUUGACAACCCAUGUUUUCCCCAACCCCAAGAAGGACCUCACCAAGGAGGUGCGUCCCAUGGUGCCCGCGCCUGUCGAUAGAGAAACAAAGAGGCGGAAGCGCGCGCUUGUGCCUGGCUGCGGUAAAGGCUAUGACGUCGUCUUGCUUGCCUCGUAUGGAUACGACGCGUGGGGGCUAGAAGUGAGCACUAAUGCCAUCGAGGCGGCCAGGAAGUGGGUGAAGGAAACCGAGGACAACGAGUUCCACAAGUAUGAGACGAUUGACAACGACGUUGGACGCGGCUCUGUCAACUUUCUGCUUGGUGACUUCUUCAAGGACGAUUGGUUGAAGGAAGCUGGAGGGGAAUUCGACUUGAUCUACGAUUAUACGUUUCUCUCCGCUCUGCCUCCCGAGCUUCGUCCAGCGUGGUCGCUCCGGAUGUCGCAGCUCCUAUCCCACGAUCCGCACGCCGCGCUCGUCUGUAUCGAAUUUCCUACAUAUAAAGAGCCGUCCACAGGCGGCCCUCCAUUUGGCCUGCAGCCGAGGGUAUACGAGCAGCACCUCAGUCGUCCGGGAGAGGAGUUGAAGUACGGCGAGGACGGCCAUAUCGUUGAGCAGCGAGACGAGAAUGGAGUGGUCCCCAGGAACAAGAAUGGACUGGUGCGGAUUGCGCACUAUCAGCCCGAGCAGACCCACGAAAUCGGGAAGGGUACCGAUUUCGUGAGCAUUUGGCGGCACCCGACUGCAUGA